This is a messenger RNA of Coffea arabica (coffee), 3039 nucleotides long. Lineage: Eukaryota; Viridiplantae; Streptophyta; Magnoliopsida; Gentianales; Rubiaceae. The record is from RefSeq and is a predicted model, not a curated record.
UGUGGCGCGGGCUGAAUUAGCCAAAAAUUUUUGUUCAAAGCACUGCGGCUCUGUCCUUUUACUCUCCCGGUCUUUCCCGCUCACCUUGCCUCUCCGGUUACUGAACGGGAAAUUUUCUGCUGCAAUUCUUUGCAAUAAAAGGGAGCUGCUAGUUGAAUUCCACCAGGUAUAUUUGGUGCAUAAUUCCAGAGAAGCCAAUCGCCUUGCGGACAGCUUAGCUAGGAAAAGCAGCAGUAGUGAUUGUGGGCUUAUCGUUUUUAAUUCAAGCCCCUCUUUGACUGUUAGAUAAUUUAAGGGGAUUAGCACUUUCCAGGAUGACUGUAAAUUCUUAGCUCUGUACACGUUUAUUUCAAAGCUAUGCAUGGCGCUUACCAAAAUACAGAAAAAGAAAAAGUUAUGGAAAUUGCUGAAUCACUGAAAUUGGAUAUGGAAGUUGUGAGUAAUACUUCUUUGAGGAAACCUCGAAUCCUACUCGCUGCAAGUGGAAGUGUGGCUGCAAUAAAGUUUGCAAACCUUUGUCAUUGCUUUAUUGAAUGGGCAGAAGUUAAAGCAGUUGCUACAAAAGCUUCUAUGCAUUUCAUAGAUAAAGCUGCACUUCCUAAGGAUGUGACUCUUUACACAGAUGAGGAGGAAUGGUCAUCAUGGAAUAAGCUAGGAGAUGAUGUGCUACACAUUGAGCUCUGUAGGUGGGCUGAUAUUAUGGUCAUUGCACCUUUGUCUGCCAACACACUUGGGAAGAUUGCAGGAGGAUUGUGUGAUAAUUUGCUUACCUGCAUUGUGCGAGCAUGGGAUUAUAGUAAGCCACUUUUUGUAGCUCCAGCCAUGAACACAUUAAUGUGGAACAACCCUUUUACAGAACGGCAUCUUAUGUUAAUUGAUGACCUGGGGAUCAAUCUUAUUCCACCUGUAACCAAGAGGCUAGCUUGUGGAGACUAUGGGAAUGGUGCAAUGGCUGAACCUUCGCUCAUCUUCUCAACCGUAAGGCUCUUCUUAGAAUCCAGGGGUCAAUCAAGCAAUGGCAGUCAAUGAAUGGCAGUCAAUGAACACCAUAUCACAAGCUCCAAUAGUCUAUCAUCCCUGUUCCACAAUGUCAAUCUGUUUCAUCAGGAAGGGAAGCUGCUUUCUUUUCCUGUCUGCUUCAAAUCUAUUUGUGUUUGACAUUUUGUCAAAUCUAUGAAUAAUAUUUUAGCCACAUGCUUGUGAAAUGGAUCCAGUUUUUCCAUUUAGCUUCUGCAAUUAUGCGUUUCUUUAAAGUACCCUUUUCUAUGUAUUCUUUUGUUAAUGGAUUAGUGUCCACUCUAGGUAAAAUUAGCUCUUAGUUUGAUUUGCAUUUCACUUAUUUUUGAUGGUGUAUGAUCUAUGUGAACCAUUUUUUGCAUAGUUUGUAAUCCUGUAACUUCGGUAUUGUUAUUCUUGAGAAUUGUUCCUCAACACUUUCUUCUAUUUUUGCUGGGAUCGGGACCCUGGAAUGAUGAAUUCCUCUGUGUUUUCCUUCUAUUGAAUUGUCGAGUCUUUUCUCUGUCAAUUUAUCAAUGUGAAUCACCUGCAUAAUUUAAGUCGAGUAGUUUGAACCUAGUGUAAGGAAGGAGACAUAAGAAAAGGAUAGAAUUUACAGGCAGCCUUUGCCUGUAUAUUCAUGGAUGUCUUUGUCUGUUUUUCUGAGUGAUAUACGUAGAGCACAUUUUUUUUCUUUCACUAGAUUUUGCCUUCUCUGACGCAUCAUAAUUUUUUUAGAACUGCUGCAAUAUAAACAGGUUGUUGAAUUCUUGAAGUUUGAACUGGGAUGCUGGUAGUUGGAAAUUAUGCACUUAGGACUUAAAUUGGUCUUUAAUAAUAAGCAAUUUCUUUCAACCUCCUGUGCUCAAUAAUAUGCCUCAUCAGAUGCGUUGAAUCUUUGAUUCAGUGAAAGUGUAAAUCUUUUAGUAUUUAUCGUACUUGUAGCUACUAUCAGAAGUAGGAGUUGCUGCAUAACUUCUGGUUUUCGAGAAGAGUAAAGAGGUUACUGGGGAUGUAACCAUUUUUGGAAAUCAAAACACACAAGAGGAAGGCAAUUUUAGCAUAACGAUGCCUCUUUUCAUUCGUUGAAAAUUCCUCAUUUUGAUAAGAACUUUGGGAUGCUAAACUUAGCGCGGAAAAGUUUCUUAUUCUAGACAUUUGAGCCUCUCAUUUAUUUUCUGUGCAUGUUUGUAUAGGCAAAGAAGAGAGCAUCUUUUGAGAUGGUUUUCCUCUCUUUCUCUUGGAUAAGUUAAUUUGUGUUAAAUUACUCGUUACUAAUUAGACUGACUCUGCUUGCUUGCGAUUUGCAAGAUAAAGAUCCAGAGUUGAGUUCUUUAUCAACUUCAAUGACUGUCUGUUCUACAUGCUAAAUUACAUUGAUCAUGCAGCUGCUACUGUCGACAAUCUAGUCAAUCUUUCGUCAGUGGCCAGACAAUGUCUUAGAUAUAGUUGUUUUUGUUAUUCCAAGAACCCUGUCAAAUUAACUUGUUUUUGGAUCUAUAUGGUGGCUGAAGGUAUAUAUGGCCAACAACGAUGACGAGGAUAAUGAAAGAUGCAUGGCCUGAUGGGAAAUGCUUUAAAUCUAAGCUUGAAGAUCUUUGAAUCUCAUGAAACGAGUAAGAUUUUCUAAAAGGAUCAGUUAUUUUGCAUUAAUGAUGCAUAAACUGGAUAACUCGUUGAUCAGCUGAUAAACCUCAACAUUAUCACGAACAACAGAACAAGUCUAACAAAAAGAAGUCAUGCAAAUGCAGAUAUAUUAUCAAAAAUUAUUGGCUCUGGUUUCUUUUCUUCAUUGGCAGCAGCAGCACCACCAUCUCCCGGGGCAGGAGCUGGAGCAGCACUUACUGCAGCAGCAAACUUGCUGGGAUCCUACAAUUUGUACCAUGUCCAAAGAUGAAUUCGAUUUCAGUUAUGCUUUUGAUUAGAUUAAGUUGACUUGUAUGAGAAAUUAAGUUACAUACCUUGAGGUACUCCUUGACCUCAUCAGCCUGAGGGAAAGAGUAUUCAGUCUCGACUGCAAUGGCCAGGGCAUUUUUGUACCCA